AUGGGUAAGAAACGUAUAAGCAGGCGUGGUCCAGCUGGUGUGCGGGCUGGGCCGAAGGACAAGGAUGUAGAACACGCCAAUGGCGAUAAAACGAAACAUGAGAAAGAUUCGGACGAGACAAAGAUUGAGCCAGGAGCUCAAUUGGAUAGUGGGGAAUUGAGACACACUGAUAAUGAGACAGGGACUCGAUCAGAAGAUGAAUCAGAAGGAGGGCUGGGAUUAGUUCUGGAAUCAGAGCAGGGCCCAAUACCGAGUACUCAGUCAAUCGUGGGCUCCUCCGAGCAAUCAACCAAUUCUAUAGAUCAAGUAGACGCAAUUGGAAAGCAAUCUAAAAUUGGCCAAGAGUCACCGGGAAAGGAUUCCCAGCAGGAUAUUCCCACUCAUGAUGUAUCUGACAAUACUUCUGCUGACUCUUCGGCUGAUUCUUCUUUGGAUUCAGACUCAGAUUCGGAUUCAGAUUCAGAUUCGGACUCUGAGGAAGAACCUCCUAAAUUAAAAUACUCAAGGUUGAAUAACCUCCCACCAACAUUUUUUUCAAGAGACCCAGUGUCAACCUGUGUGUUCCAUGAGAAUGCAUUCAUAUUUUCAACCCAUUCGGGACUUUUACACAUAGCUCAGCCAGAUCUUCUGCCCAUACGAACAUUCAAAGCACAUAGAGCUUCUGUGUUGUGCAUUUAUACUGACGGGCAAUUUUUUGCAAGUGCAUCAAUGGAUGGAACUGUGGUUGUGGGCUCAAUUACAGAUGAAAAGGAUAUCGUGGCAUUUGAUUUCAAACGGCCCAUUCACGCAGUAGUCCUUGAUGGCAAUUAUAAACAAACCAGAAGUUUCAUUACCGGAGGUAUGAGUGGUAAAAUAAUCCGGUCGGCUCGGAAUUGGCUUGGACAGCGUGCUGACACUGUGCUAGAUGAAGGUUCGGGCCCAGUGGUGGGAAUCUAUCGACUUGAUGACUUGGUGUUGUGGAUGAAUGAUGAUGGGAUCAAUGUGUUUCAUACCCCUUCCAAGACAAAAAUCAGCGUCAUUGACCGGCCUGCAAACUCACCUCGUGGAGAUAUGUAUUGGCCAAGAGUUCAUUUCCCGGAAACUGACCGUAUUGUUAUUGCAUGGGCAGAUCAUAUUUGGUUGUUACGAGUGAUAACCACACUGAAGGGUGAUGGGAUGCACCAUACAGGUUCGAAGUCAUCAGCCACCAGUAGAAUCAUGAUACCGUCAACUGCCACCAUCUCUUUCCGAGGAAGUCAUGAACUGAAGGCAAUAGAAAUUGAACAUGUACUUAAACUAGAUGUCUUGAUUUCAGGUGUUUCCACCUUCAAAGAUGACCUCUGCAUCGUUCUCACGUAUGAGCCACCCAAGAGACUGGACCAGACACUGAACAGACCAACUUAUAGUAACCCAGAUAUUAAACUUAUCAAUACCACUACAGGGGAGGUCACAUUUGAAGAAGAAAUCGGACUCCGAAACAUUGAAAAUUUGGGUCUAAAUGAUUAUUUGCUCGGUACACAUAUAGCUGAGAAAUCGCUGCCUCGUUACUUCAUUGUAAGUGCUAAGGAUGCAGUCAUUGCACAAGAAGUGACACUCCAUGAUCGACUUGAAUGGUUUGUGGAGAAGGGUAAAAACUAUGAUGCAUGGAAUAUUAGUGAACAUUUGGUCAGCCCACUUAAGCGUUUAAACUAUGGGAUAUCAUAUGCGGAUCAGCUUGUGAAAGAGGAUAGAUGGUUGGAGACUGCAGAAUUUCUAGAUCAAUUGCUUGCCUUGCUGGAUGAAGCCCUUCCAGAUGGAGACACAAACACGACAAUUCUGACUGUACAACCGGUGGCCAAUGAUGCUUUAGUUAAGGAGAUUGUAGAACAAUGGGAAAAUUGGUCCAAUAUAUUCAUAUCAUCUAAUCAUAUUAUUGAAUUGACCCCUAUAAUACCUACUUCCUCAAAACUAGGGUUAAACCAAGGGAUAUAUAAUACGAUUCUAGAGUAUUGGCUCGGUAACGAUGAUGAUACCUUCUACUCACUCAUCAAUAGUUGGGAUCUGGAAUUGUAUGAUAUCAAAACUAUACAAUCAAUGUUGGAACAACGAUUAGAGGCGGAACCUACCAAUACCGAACUUAGGAGAAGUUUAGCUCAAUUAUAUGUGACAUCUCAUGAACCACAAAAGGCAGUGAAACAUCUUGCUCAACUUGGAGAUCCUCAACUUGUACAAUUUUUAUCAACUCACCAUUUAUUGACAAAUUUUGAAACUGAAUUGCCUUCCUAUAUAUCUUUACGAUUUAAAGGAGAUUCAAUGAAAACAAUCCCAAUUGUUGAGCUCAAGCUGAAAUUGUCAGAUAUUGUCAGCUUGUUGGUAUCUAAUAGACAUGAAUUACAACCGAAGAGGGUAAUUGAACUAAUGAAAAAUGCCCAUAUGGACUUUUUCAAUUACUUUUAUUUACAGGAAUUGACUGAUAUAGAUUCAUUUCUUACACAACCAUUUGGAGAUUCUCAAGUGCAAUUACUUGCUCAAUAUGAUCGUAAGGAACUUCUUUCAUUUCUUACAAAGAAAAACAAUUACAAUAUUGAUGAUGCCAUUGAAUUGUGUGAGCGGAAUGAGUUCACGGAAGAGUUGGUUUAUCUUUUAGGAAAGAUAGGUGAGAGUAGAAAGGCACUCAUGCUUAUCAUUGACAAGUUGGAUGAUCCGGAAAAGGCCAUCAAGUUUGCCAAGCAUCAGAAUGACAAAGAGGCAUGGACAAUUCUCUUGGAUUAUUCAAUGAAUAAACCUGCGUUUAUCAAGGCACUUCUUGAAUGUGCGGAUGACCAAUCAAGUUCGUAUUAUGAUCCUGUUUCUAUUAUCAAGAGAAUUCCUGCCAAUGUGAAAAUAGAUGGGUUGAAAAAUUCUGUGACCAAGAUUUCAUAUAACCAUGAUUUAGACUUAAUUUUGAAUCAAUUGAUCUUGAAGAUCAUAUAUAAGGAAUCUGAAGAUAUCUCACGUCAUUUUCGAAGAGAAAAGGUCCGAGGCUUUGAGAUUGACGUGACAGACCCUGGAUUGGAGCUUAUUUUGGAUCGAUUCGAGACUCUUGUUGCAUUUACUGGAGAGAAAGGGUUGGAAUUGACUACAAUGAACGAUUAUUUUGGAGAAUCACAAGCCAAAUUACCUGUUGUGCUUCGAUACACGAAUUUAAGUGACAAGGUCGAUCAUUUCCAAAGAUUAAAGAGAUAUGAGAAGUAG
[Candida] anglica is the source of this 3192-nucleotide messenger RNA. The record is from the annotation of a GenBank genome assembly. Lineage: Eukaryota; Fungi; Ascomycota; Pichiomycetes; Serinales; Debaryomycetaceae.